Messenger RNA from Pseudovirgaria hyperparasitica, 2252 nucleotides. RefSeq names its product WD40 repeat-like protein. Gene Ontology annotation, molecular function: protein binding. The record is from RefSeq and is a predicted model, not a curated record. The transcript is spliced from 2 exons. NCBI's taxonomy places the organism in Eukaryota, Fungi, Ascomycota, Dothideomycetes, Acrospermales, Acrospermaceae. Bases 315 to 2252 code for a protein of 645 amino acids.
CAGCCUCUUACCGUAAUCAAACUACGGUUCUACUCUACUGUCUAUUUCAGAUAUUCCUCAGUCAGUAAACGUCAACGUUGACGCCCACGAACUCUCCACACGAUCAUAUAUACGGACUGUGUGGCGCAGAAGAGUUGGUUCAUCUGGUCUGAUUCUCUUGAUUGGAUAAGAAGAUACCUCGAAGGACGUGUGGCAAGUCAUAUCUCGAUUUAGUUCACUGAGCGGCAGUCGCGUUGCCCUCUUACGGCCGAGGGUAUUCGUUCCAUCUCACCAGCAUCUCGACAGGCGUUGCCCGGACAUUAGCAGGACACUAUAUGGGUGAUCUUAGCCGUGAGCUUGUCUCUGUCCUAAGUCAAUCUUCAAUCCCUGACCUAGAUUCGGUCGACCAUCUCCUCGCCGCACAUCUCGGAGAAUUAGAGAAAGAAUCUGUUGAUGAUGGUCUUGAGAGCUCUGUGGCUCAGGUAGACGAAGCGAUGGAAAGCCAACCGUGGCUGGAAGCCCUUGAGAUAGAUGCAUUUGACCUGGAGUAUUUCGCGUCGGGACAUGAUACCGAUGAGAUUCACACUCCUCCGUUGUGGCACACUCAUCCCAUCGCGCACUCCCAAUUCUGGCAAAGCUUAGAAGCAGCGAUAGGAACCACUCCGUCUCACUAUGGAAUACAAGCUGAAUACGUGACACUGACACCAUCACUUAUCGACAAUUCUUUCGGUUCGGGUAUCCAGUUUAGUCCAUCGCCGUCGAAUUUCAUAGCCUUCACCACUCCCGCUGCCCAUGGAGACAUACCGGUCGUACCUGAGAACAGUCACAAGCGGACCUUCCGAGAGUUUCUGCAUGACUGGAGAAUCUACCGACUACCUAACCCACCAACGCCAGUCGCCUGUCAUUGUAGCGAAGGCCAAUGUGUUGGUGGAUGCAUCUCUCCUGGAAUUGCUCUUUCCGAGAUACGUGCUGACAGGGACGACUCCUAUGACAAUCAAGGCAUCGACUGGGUAAAAUUGAACACAACGCGGAGGAAUGCACGCCAGGUCCGACCGCGUAUAAUGUCUGCCCAUCUUCAUGACGCUGAUCGUGGGGAGUUCAAUGAGAGGCAGAGAAGGGCCUCGCAGGAACGCCCAGACGACACUGAGAGGUUUUUCAAAUUCCGCAAACUAUCGAGGAAGCAUAAACCAUUUGUCAACCACUACCAGCUCCUCAACAUGAUUGCUUCUACAUCCGCCAACGAUGUGUAUUAUGCUACACAAUCCGAUAGGCGAGCCAAGAUAAUGCGUACUGACACUUCGGAAAAAGCCACAUGUGUCAUGGAACUUUCGAAUGGCCCCCUAGGCCGCUUUUCCACCACAUGUCUGUCCGCUUCAAAGGAUGUUCUAGUGGCGGGGAGUUUUGAGGGAAGCUACGCCUACACAUACCUCGACACUCAUAUCGGGUCAAAGCACGUUAUGGGUCAAGUCACCGCCACACACAACGGGAUCACAAAUCACGCCCAUACCUUUCCUGACCGCCGCAACACAAGCACCCAGGCCGCAUUCUGCUCCAACGAUUCCACUCUUCGCACUCUAGACUGCGCCACAAAUCGCUUCACAAAUGUUUUUACUUAUGACUUCUUGAUCAAUUGUGCCGCAACUUCGCCCGACGGCCAGAUGCGGCUCAUUGUCGGGGACGCCACCGGUGGCCCAGCCGAAUGCGUCGCCAAGUCGUACAUCACACGCACCGACAACGGUCGCCCUAUCAAGGCGCUCUUGCACCACAAGGACGCCGAUGCUUUCGCCUGCGCCUGGGCAGACGACGGCAUUACCUUCGCUACAGCUGCUCAGGAUCACUACGUCCUCGUCUACGACGCCCGUCGCUGGGACAUGCCCAUGGCGCGUAUACAGUCCAAAAUGAGCGUCCCACGCGUCCUUUGCUUCUCACCCAUAGGUAGCGGACGCCGCACUUUGUUCAUCGCCGAAGCGGACGACUUUGUGAGUAUCGUGGAUGCAAGGACUUGGAAGAAUGCGCAAGUUCUGGACAGUUUCGGCGCACUUGGAGGUAUGAGUCUUACACCGGACGGGCAAAGCCUAUUCGUCGCGAAUGUAGACUCGACGGUGGGUGGACUGAUGGAGUAUCAGAGGUGCGAUGUGGGAGACCAGUGGGGCGUCAGGGGAGACGAGAUGUGGGACUGGAUGGGAGAGGAUGAUGUAGGGAGCCACCGCUCCACGGUGAGGAACUGGAGACAGAGAAGAAACGUGGGCAUGGAUUGUGAUAUUGUCGUAUAG